Messenger RNA from Ilex paraguariensis (yerba mate), 395 nucleotides. The record is from the annotation of a GenBank genome assembly. NCBI's taxonomy places the organism in Eukaryota, Viridiplantae, Streptophyta, Magnoliopsida, Aquifoliales, Aquifoliaceae.
AGUGAGGAGGUACAAAGGUUAGUCGACAAGGACAUCCAUAACAGCGAGGGGGAUGGUCAAGAGGUUGUAGGAAAGAACAUUAGUGAAGUUGUGGCAUGGAUUAACGAAGGCCAGAUACUUUGCUUUGUUGGGACCGAAGGCCUAUGCGCCCAAGUGGAGGCGCUGGGCACCAAGAGGGAGGCCCCAGAGAGGCACUGGACGUCAAGGAGAUGGAGAUAAGUGUGCUGAGGGGUGCUGAUCAGGGCGAGCAGGAUGCUUGCGGAAAGGUCUUUGCAUCAUCAAAGUUGAGUGAGACUACUAUUCGCACGUUGGGGUUGUCCAAUGUUUGGGUUAGAGGCUCUACGAAGGAGAUGCCAGAUUUGGGCAUCGCUAGCGUGCUGGGCCUUGUUAUGUAG